Aspergillus neoniger CBS 115656 is the source of this 2465-nucleotide messenger RNA. RefSeq names its product HET domain-containing protein. The record is from RefSeq and is a predicted model, not a curated record. Lineage: Eukaryota; Fungi; Ascomycota; Eurotiomycetes; Eurotiales; Aspergillaceae. The transcript is spliced from 3 exons. Bases 132 to 2465 code for a protein of 777 amino acids.
CUGCGAUCGGUUUUACCUAGCUAGGGCAAAAUAAGUUAUUGUCUGAACCACAGUCAGAGUUCAUUAAUCAAACAUUCCCCCCUUUCCCUCUCCAUUGAAAGGUUUCCCCGAUAUCCGAAGGUUUACUUAUCAUGUUUCAGCUGCCAACCACCAUCCUACCUUUCAAUAGUAUUGCAAAGGAAGGGGAGGAGGAUGAAGAUGAGGAGAUAUGCUCACUUUGCAAUUGCCUGGAAGACAUGACAUUUACACGUGAGACACCGUCAGGACGCUAUAGUGGCUAUAAUUUCCGAAAUUGCAGAAUGAAAAAGUCGAGAGUUCAGGCGGCCUACUUCCACAAAGGUUGCCAUCAGUGCCCCAGUAUAUCUCAGGAUCUACUCUGCGUUGUAUGCAAACACAUGAGACUCAGGCACCUAAUACAGUGUAUACUAUUAGCCGACUCUCUCACUGAAGAAGUCCUGAAUCGCCCUAAACGAUAUCCAUGCAGUCUGGAUACUAUUUCCCUGGAAUUAGGUUGCGCCAGAGACUUAGAAGAACGCUCUAUCUACUGCGACAUCUGCCGCUUUUUUUCUGGGACGGCCAAAGAGGUGAUGGAACAAGAUAAAUUAUCAUCUGAUUUAAUGUCUCACAUACGAGUUACAAGGAGUGAGUUUACAAAUGGAGGCGUCAAGAGCAGCUUCAGGGACAAGGUCUUUAUCGGGACAAUAGAGCCUACCCAUGGCCAUCGCCUGGUUUCUACUCCUAUACCCCAGCAAGCGGUCGACUGGCAGAAGGUCUCCAAGUGGGUGAGAGACUGCCACUCUGAAAAGCACACGGGUUCUUGCCAGACGAAGCCUGAUGUCUCACGAAUAAGUGGGCUUCGGGUCAUUGACACCAGAAAGAGGUGCAUUACAAUUGCCCCUGGGGCGUGUCAAUAUGCAGCUUUGAGUUAUGUGUGGGGGGCCGUGAGCAGCCUCUUGCAGGCAACGAUGGCAAACAUAGAUCACCUGUCUGAGGAAGGCUCUCUGAACAGCGAUCGUCUACCUCAAACUAUUGAUGAUGCCAUUGUUGCUUGCAGGAAAUUGGGGAUAGAUUAUCUUUGGGUUGAUUGUCUUUGCAUAUUACAGGAUGAACACCCUAACCAGAAAGCCUACUGGCUCGAUUCUAUGGGAGCAAUCUACGCAAAGUCAUUUGUAACAAUCGUUGCUCUAGCCGGAGAGAAUGCCGACCACGGCCUUCCUGGAGUAAACAAAGUCAGUCGAGUGACAUGCUGGGGCUGGACGUUUCAAGAGGCAGCACUCUCAACACGGCGGCUUUUGUUUUCCGACACCAGAGUUUUCUAUGAAUGUUGCCACACCGAGCAUGUCCAAGCUGAUUCUUAUGGUAAGAGGUAUGAUGUAAAAAUUGCAGCGAUUCCUCUAUUCUGUUACUCAAGGAUGGUAGAGGAUUUCACAAACAGGGAUCUUACCUGUGAGAGUGAUGUGCUUCGCGCAUUCGCAGGCGUUCUCCACACAAAUUGGGGACAAGAGUGUUAUUAUGGACUACCCCUGAGAAUCUUCAGAGAUGCAAUUAUCUGGACGGCAGUGAACAAAAUUCAUCCCAGAAGGCAUGCAGCACCUGGUGAUGUGUUUCCCACCUGGUCGUGGUCUUCAAUUAAAGGACCCAUCGAGAUGCGUAAGGCAACCCGGACAUCCCUAGCAAUCUGGGCAAUUCCCUCUAGGUCGAGUCAUCAACCAGAUCUCCAAUUCAUCACAUAUAGUGUAUGGAACGCAGGUAAACUCGAGGAAUCAAAGAAGCUGAAGUUCGAGAAAGAGGUUGACGAAAAGGUGAAAGUGUUAUAUUUAAAUGAAAAGGAACAAAGACUUGCUGCGAUUAUGGCCUGGAAGUGCGGAUGUUUCUCUGGAUCAUUGCCGAGUAUACUCAACACUAGAGCCACAUUGAAGAAUUAUGAACGAAUUCUUGGCAAAUGGAGAUCACAUGCACAGCUUUGUGAAGAGGCUCAUGGAAUGUUAGGGAAUAAUAUGCGUGAACAAGAUAUGAACGCGCGGUUUCCUUCAUAUAUGCGUCAAGCAUGUUCUUCCGGGUCCAUCUUGAUCUAUACGCAAUCACUGAAUCUCAACCAACUCAGACUGGGUAAGAAGAGUCAAAAGUAUUACGAGGAGGAAGUAUUCAUCAUUGAAGCUGGCGAUUUCGUGGCCGAAGUAAUCACUGGCUCACUCAACAUGGAACGAAUCAACCUUGUUCAACAAAAAGACCCCAAUUCUCAAUUUACCUUACUCGCUCUCUCUGUCACGCACAAUGAUGGUGAUAUGUCUAGUAUGUGUAUGCCUGCGAUACCACGAGGGUAUGUUUGGUGGGAUUGUUCUGCGAGACGAAAAAUGCUUGAUAAUAUUGACGGACCCUCGAGUAUUGAUGAUAUUUACCGACCCCUGAGAAUUGAAUCCAGAAAGUCUGAUAUUUCGGUAAUUGCUUUUGAGGUCCGGCCUUGA